This is a messenger RNA of Sodiomyces alkalinus F11, 708 nucleotides long. RefSeq lists its product as hypothetical. The record is from RefSeq and is a predicted model, not a curated record. The coding region runs from base 1 to 708 and encodes 235 amino acids. The transcript is spliced from 8 exons. Lineage: Eukaryota; Fungi; Ascomycota; Sordariomycetes; Glomerellales; Plectosphaerellaceae.
AUGGGAACCCUCCGAUUCAUGGAGCGGAAGUGGGGCGAUGAGCGUCAGAAUGUAGGCACCCAUGAUGCGGCCCGUUCAGCGGCCAAAGUCAUUCCUGAGGCCAAUUUCCGCUUCAUCGAACUCGCUGCAUUCCGGUUGCCGACCAACUUCCCAACUUCCCUCACCGGGACUGAAUCGACUGGCCAUCUUGACCUGAUUCCUCUCCCAGUCCCAGUGGAUCGUGUAUGGUGUCAACGAUGCGAGUACCAACGGAAAAAGCGCCAUGCCGCGACUUGCGUCCUCGUCUUCGAUCCACCCACUAUGCUGCGGUCACAUUCCACGAGCUUCACCCAUAGUCCAUUCUUCCAACUUAUGAGCACGCAGGCCUCACUCCUGGAUCCCGCAUGUUGUUGGACAACUACUGACUGCGAGGGGAAAAUGUGGCAGCGCACACACUCCAUGAUCUCAACUCGACCUAAGAAACUCCUGCCGCGAUCUAUCUCCCUCUCUCUCCCUCUCUUCCGUUUCUCGCAAUUCCUCCCGUUCUCGCUUUCUUCUCCUUCAUCAUCUACACCAAGUCUGACAGAUGAUAAUGGCAUGGAUAGACCAGGCCAACCCAACUCGACCCGGGCCCUGUCAUUCGGUCGAACAUACCAAAGGGUGGUCAGGAGUGUACUAUUCAGUCAGUUAAAUGCCGGCGAUGACAAGCAGCCCGUGCGUCCACAAUAG